AUGGGCUUGGAAUGCGAGUGGGCUCAUGGUAUCAUCCAAACACAGUCAAGGCACUCAACAACCUUUCUCGCGGAAGAUAUCACGGUUUUCCUUGAGUUGUGGACUAGGAAGGAUUAUGCACGAUUAACGUGGCCAGGAAGCGUCGUCAUUGUGUUCCUUUCCGGACGAGUGGAGUUGUCAAACAUUUUCCAAAGCCAUGUGGUCAAACAAGAUCGGUUCUCGUAG
Messenger RNA from Colletotrichum higginsianum IMI 349063, 225 nucleotides. RefSeq lists its product as uncharacterized. The transcript is spliced from 2 exons. NCBI's taxonomy places the organism in Eukaryota, Fungi, Ascomycota, Sordariomycetes, Glomerellales, Glomerellaceae. The record is from RefSeq and is a predicted model, not a curated record. Bases 1 to 225 code for a protein of 74 amino acids.